AUGAAGCGGCGGAAAUACGAACCCGAUCACACCAAUAUUGAGUUGAAACUGCUACUUCAGAAUUUGAAAAAGCAGUCAAAAAUAUUAAACAACAAUUUAGAAUCUCGGAAUCACUCUAGUAAAAUAGGGUGUAAGCAAAGGUAUAUGGAUCUUAUGGAUAUUGAUAUGUUUUUAAGUAGAAAUUCUAAGAAUACUGAAGAAAAAACCUGUCA
This is a messenger RNA of Funneliformis mosseae, 212 nucleotides long. The record is from the annotation of a GenBank genome assembly. NCBI's taxonomy places the organism in Eukaryota, Fungi, Glomeromycota, Glomeromycetes, Glomerales, Glomeraceae.